ACCGCACACCGCACCGUCUGCAAUAGUAUUACAUACUCUAUACUACUAUAUUAUAAUAGCGACCGCAUUUUUUCACAUAUAUACCAGGGAUACCUGCAUUAUAGUAAUAUUAUAUAUUUAAAUUUAGUUUACCUACGAAGUACAGCAGUGCAAUUUUUUUUUCGUACACAUAAAUACGUUCGCUUGUGGAUCAUUCGCUGUAUUACGUACGCAUCACGCUCGCGCCGAGUAGCGUCAUACGCUUUUUAUUAUAAUAUAAUACAAUUUAGGUACACGUCAUACGACCAAAUAUAUACAUGGGUAUAACCGAACUCUUAACGCUUAUAUAUGUUGCAUUUCGGGAGUGCGGCCUGUACGUAUAAAUAAUAUAAAGCUCAGGUUUCGGCGACUUGUAUAGAUCACAUCGCAUUUGGAGUGCACCGCGAUCGAUCCACGCGCACUGGAGCCUUUUUUUCGAUGGGAUUUCGCAAUCCGUACGUGUCGAUAUUGUCGGUUGAUUACAAGUUGCGCGCCAAAUUGAUGCCACUGAGGUCCUAGUAUAUAUUUAAUAUAUACAUUUUAGCUGCAUUUUGAUUCACGAGUGUCGAGUGAAAACCAAAAUUCAUAAACACCGCCGUUGAUUCGAACCGUGUCGAGUCAUUGCGAUUGAAUAUUAUACGCAUACAAUAUAAACGAAGACAUAGACAACAUUGCAAAAAUGGCUUGGAUCAGACGCGGUCGCGGAGACAAAGCGAUGCAGCAGAUGACGUUCACGAUUGACAUGCCCAUCAGCGAGGACCAGGUGGCCGAGCUGUACGGUGAAGGCGCCCGGAUCCACAGCGUACACCACAGGUCCAAGCCAGAGCAGUCUGUGUUCGCGUCCACAAUGUCGUCCAACGCCUCGGUGGACACGACGGUGGGCUCGACUGCGGCGCUCAUACAUAGCCAUGCGGCCAAAGUCAAGAAGAAGAAGUACGCUUUCCUCAGGCAGGGCAACAGCGGUGGCGCCCAACAGUCAGCCUCGGCAUCGGGCAACAACGGCUAUUUAACAGGCCGCCACUGCCGGGACGCCGCCAUACACAGCCAAAAGGAGCUGAACAUCCGGUUGGCCACGCCCACGGUGCCAAACUUUAUCGAUCAGAUACUCAAGAAAAAACAGGCCACCGAACAGGUGUCCGCAAAGCGUUUGAGCAGCGACGACGACGACGACGACGACGACGACUGUGAUGACGACCGGGACGACGAUGAAGACGACGUGUUCUUGCAGGACCUCAAGUCCGCCGCCAAAAUCCGGACGCCGCAGAACACAUAUGUCCCACAGAUCCUUGCUUCAUUAACAGUAUCAUUAUGCUCAAUGGUAGUUGGAUUCGCGUCCGCCUACACCUCACCCGCCUUACCGUCGAUGAACAGACCGGGCAGUCCGCUGACAGUAACCGAGGAAGAAGGUUCAUGGAUCGGCAGUCUCAUGCCACUGGCAGCACUCAUCGGUGGCAUGGCAGGCGGGCCCCUUAUCGAGUCCAUCGGUAGGAAAACCACAAUACUCGCUACCGGAAUACCUUUUAUUAUUUCCUUUAUUCUGAUAGCGAUGGCUGUUAACGUGCAAAUGGUAAUGGCCGGCAGAGCCAUAGCCGGAUUCUGCGUAGGAGUGGCUUCAUUAGGUCUUCCUGUAUACUUAGGAGAAACUGUACAACCUCAAGUCAGAGGGACGUUGGGCCUUUUGCCCACCACUCUCGGCAACAGCGGCAUUUUGUUGUGCUUCAUUGCUGGCAAAUACCUUAACUGGCAGAUGCUCGCUAUCCUCGGCGCUUGUAUCCCAAUACCGUUCUUAGUGUGCAUGUUCCUCAUCCCUGAAACACCACAAUGGUACAUAAGCAGAAACAAAAGCAAGAAAGCGAAAAAAGCUCUUCAAUGGCUGAGGGGUAAGGACGCGGAUGUAACGCAAGAAUUCAGUGAGAUCGAAAAAGCCAAUCACAUGGGCAAAAACGAAGAAAUGCCCGGAUAUCUGAGCUUGUUCUCCAAGAUGUACUCAAAACCCUUGCUUAUAUCUAUGGGACUCAUGUUGUUCCAACAACUCAGCGGUAUCAACGCAGUUAUAUUUUAUACCGUCAAAAUCUUUAAGGAAGCCGGAAGUACCAUCGACGAAAAUUUGUGCACCAUCAUCGUGGGUAUCGUCAAUUUCUUGUCCACUUUCAUAGCAACCGGUCUCAUCGACAAGCUUGGUCGCAAAAUCCUUCUGUACGCGUCCAGCGCUACAAUGGCGGUCACGCUCAUCACUCUCGGAACGUUCUUCAACUACAAAAACAGCGGUUACGACGUGUCUCAGUACGGAUGGUUGCCAUUGGCCAGUUUCGUGUUUUUCAUCAUCGGGUUUGCCAUCGGCUUCGGGCCAAUUCCGUGGUUGAUGAUGGGUGAAAUUUUGCCCGCUAAAAUCCGGGGCACGGCUGCUUCGUUGGCGACGGCUUUCAACUGGGCCUGCACGUUCGUAGUUACCAAGACGUUCGCCGACUUAUUGCGGGUCUUCGGCACUGACGGGACCUUUUGGAUGUUUGGCGGCAUCUGCUUGAUGGGACUGGUGUUCAUCAUAUUCUGCGUGCCCGAGACCCAGGGUAAGAGCUUGGAGGACAUCGAACGGAACUUAACCGGGGUAGGCAAAGGCCCGGUCAGACAAGUGAGAAGAAUGAGCUCGAUAGCGCAUCUGAAACCACUGCCGAUGGCCAUCUAAACGACAGAAAAAAUGAAUAUUUUAUUAUGUAUAAACUAUAUAAGAAAAUCGGCGUAUAUAUAUAUAUAUAUAUAUAUAUAUAUAUAUAUUUUAAUAAUAAUAUUAUACAUCAAUUUUUCUUCGGAACAUUUUCGGCAAUUACAAAAUAUGAAACCAGCAAGCUUUUAUUUGGCGCGUAUCUCUUUUAAUAUUUUACAAUGAAAAUUACGUUUUUAUCAUUACAACUUUUUAACUACCUAUAAAUUUGCAUUGACCAUUUUUAAAACGCGUUAGACUACACUGUUCUAAAGUGUAUUAUAUAAUGGUGCUAAAAUAUUUCAGACAAUAAUUAACAGAAUAAAAACGACUUUUUUUUAAAUUUAUAUAAUAUUAACAAUAUAUAUACAUAAAAAAAAAAAAUACGAUUACAACAAGAAUACAGACGAAGGCCGUCUCAUUGCGUUUCCACAUUCCGGAGAGUAGGUGAAGUUCCAAUUUUUUUACAUUAAAUUAUUAUUAUUAUUAUUAUUAUUUUUUUUCGUGCUGUGAUAGACACAGAACAUCCCCUCCCUCCUGCAGUUGUAUGAUAAUGUUUACACCACAAUACACGUAUAUAAUAUUAUAUAUAUAUAUAUAUAUAUACAUACAGAUCAAAUACCGAUUUUUACGAUCGGGUCAAUCCCUCCUUACAAACCCUUCGAGUUUUUUUAUUUGACUUAAGAAUUUAAUAGUAUGAUACGUAUAUAAAAUAUAUAUAUAUUUAUUAUAUAAUUAUAGUUGGGCACUCGUUAUUGUACUUACAAUUUAAUACAUUUACAUUAUUACACUAUAAUACUUUAUAUACAUAUAAUAUAUGUCGAUACGCUUAAGCCACUUUAGGGGGAGGCCUUCAAGUCCAUGAAGGUUUGUGUGUGUGUGUGUAUGUGUGUGUGUGUGUGUGUGUGUGUGUGUGUGUAUGUUUAGAUUAACGUUUUUAAUAUUAUUAUUAUUAUUAUGUAGGUGUAAAAUACGUAAUUGUAAACAAACGAUGUUUCUAAGUAUUUAUAUUUUGUUUUUUUAAACGAUUUUUACAUUGCAGUAUACUUGGUACCUACCUAUGUUUUUCCGGUUUUUCGAUCCGUCAUAGGUAAAACCUGCACGUAUGAUUCCAUACAAAUUGUGUAAUAUAACGGACCGCGAAACUGGAAAGGAUAUAAUCAUUAUAAAAUUGUACAUCGAGUUACGAUUACAUUUAAAAUAUAAUUCAAUAACUGCGCCGAAAAAGACAAUUUUAUUUUACUAACAUCAAAAAAAUGUAAUAGUCAUUUAUGCGCGAAAAGCCGCCCCGUCGUGAGUGUGUACAAAACAUUUGAUCGAUAUUUGGAAAACCGAUACAGUUAUGCGCGCCCAUGAUGCGGGGUGCGCUAAAUAUUAUGUUUAUUAUCGAUACAACUUUUUAAACGACUAGACUGUUUUUUUUUUUUAAUCUUUUAUUGUGAUUUGAUAUGAUUAUGUUAUAUAAUAAUAUUAAUAUUGAAAAGCCUCGCGUAAAAAUCGUUUUUUACCAAGUAAAUAUAUUAAUAAUACAAAUACUUACUGAAGCCGACUAUAAAAUCAGUGUCGCUUUUUUCCGAUCAGGCGGGCAACCUUUGUGAUUUUAUUAUUAUUUUUUUUUUUUGUAUUAAAAUUAGUUACCAAUAUAUUAAACUAUGAAUAUUUUUUUUUGUUAGGACAUUAUUAUUUAUUAAAACAAUAUAUAGAUUCUCGGAUGACAUGUUAUUUAUUUCUAGAUUUAUUUAAAUUAUAAUAUAGAUUUAUGAUUGUGUUUUGAGCUCAAAUCACUUAAAAAAAAAAGAAUGUAGUACAUAUACCUAUAUUUAUAUUGUCAAUUAAAUGAAUAAAACAAAAGCAAUAGAUAUUAUUACUAUUAUUACUACCAGCUGUAAACCUAUAGUUAAUGAAUUAACAACACAUUCCAUAUUGUACGAAAUUAUUUAGUAUUUUAUCAAAAUAUGUAUGAAAUAUUAUUUUAUUUUAUUUUUUAUUUUAAUUCGAUAUAUAUUUCUGUUUUAAACAAAAAAUAAAAACAUUUUUGUGGCUUAAGUGCGUUUUUCGAAGACGUGUUAAUUCAUUAUUAUAAUAUUUAUUGUUUAAUAUAAUAUACAUUUUUAGAGA
This is a messenger RNA of Acyrthosiphon pisum (pea aphid), 4834 nucleotides long. RefSeq names its product facilitated trehalose transporter Tret1. The record is from RefSeq and is a predicted model, not a curated record. Gene Ontology annotation, biological process: transmembrane transport; carbohydrate transport. Lineage: Eukaryota; Metazoa; Arthropoda; Insecta; Hemiptera; Aphididae. The transcript is spliced from 9 exons. Bases 698 to 2701 code for a protein of 667 amino acids. Gene Ontology annotation, molecular function: sugar transmembrane transporter activity. Gene Ontology annotation, cellular component: membrane.